Betta splendens (Siamese fighting fish) is the source of this 1420-nucleotide messenger RNA. It is a transcript of the gene fn3krp, whose product is annotated as fructosamine 3 kinase related protein. The coding region runs from base 111 to 1115 and encodes 334 amino acids. The record is from RefSeq and is a predicted model, not a curated record. The transcript is spliced from 5 exons. NCBI's taxonomy places the organism in Eukaryota, Metazoa, Chordata, Actinopteri, Anabantiformes, Osphronemidae.
AGGUUCUGGUUGGUCAACACGACGGAAACUUACAGAACGCCCAUUAAACUUCAGGAACUACGAUUGCAAAGCCUUUCUGCAGCACUGCAAGUGGCUGUCGAGUAUAAACUAUGGAAGCUAAAUUAAAGAAGGAGUUAGGCACGACCCUGCUAAAGUCAACGGGCCACUCGGGAGGCGGAUGUAUCAGCGAGGGCCAGAGUUAUGAUACAGAUACUGGAAGAGUAUUUGUGAAGAUAAAUCACAAAAGCGAGGCUAAACAGAUGUUUGAUGGAGAGAUGGCCAGUUUGGAGGCGAUUUCAAAGACAGAAACUAUUAAGGUCCCCAAACCUAUGAAGGUGAUAGGACUUGACACAGGAGGAUGUGUCUUUGUGAUGGAGCAUCUGGACAUGAAAGGUCUGAGCAAGUAUUCAAAGCACCUUGGGGAGCAGCUUGCAGAUUUGCACCUUCAUAACAAGAAACAGCUGGAAAAACUAAACAAAGAGCAACAAACAGUGGGCAAAGGAGCUGGGCAGUCAGACGAUCCCGGGGUUGAAAAAUUCGGCUUCAGUGUACCUACAUGCUGUGGAUAUCUGCCACAGGUAAAAUGUUAUUGCAUGUGCUCAUUCUCACCAGCAGAGCCAUAUCAGCUUCAUUUGACCUUGCCUUUUUCUCAGGAAAAUCAGUGGCAGGAUGACUGGGUGACAUUUUACUCCCAGCAGAGGUUGCAGCACCAGCUUAAUAUGGUGGAACAAUCUUAUGGAGACAGAGAGGCCAGAGAACUAUGGGCUAAGCUCCAGCUGAAGAUCCCUCAGUUUUUUGCAGAUGUGGUGAUUGUCCCUGCUCUCCUUCAUGGAGACUUAUGGGGAGGCAACGUGGCGGAGUAUGCACAAGGCCCAGUGGUCUUUGACCCUGCUUCCUUUUAUGGCCAUUCAGAGUAUGAGCUGGGUAUAGCAGGGAUGUUCGGUGGCUUUAACAGCUCAUUUUAUUCUGCAUACCACGAGAAGAUUCCUAAAGCAGCAGGCUUUGCAAAAAGAAACCAGCUUUACCAACUCUUUCACUAUCUGAAUCACUGGAACCACUUUGGUGGAGGCUACAGAGGCUCUUCGAUAAGGAUCAUGAAGGACCUGCUAAAGUAAUUACAUUUAUAGCCUUGCAGUAAUCUUUACAGGCUUAAAUCCAAGUCAAGUAUUCUGUCUGAAGGCAUAACUUUAAUGACCAAAGCACUUAGUGACUAUUUAUUGUAGCAAAAUGUUUGGUGCUACAAUGAACAAUUCCUAACUUAAUUUUAGAUUUGUUAACACGGUAUACUGCUGUACAAGGCUAUACAACAUCCUCUAAAUUAUAAGUGUCAUCAAACUGACACACUUAAAUAAAAUGAAAAAUGAAAAAUGUUGCUGUAUUAGAAUAAAUACAUUUAGUAUUUUUGUCCACUGCUUAUCCA